Messenger RNA from Glycine soja, 2236 nucleotides. RefSeq names its product arginine--tRNA ligase, cytoplasmic-like. Gene Ontology annotation, cellular component: cytoplasm. The transcript is spliced from 18 exons. Gene Ontology annotation, biological process: arginyl-tRNA aminoacylation. Bases 205 to 1998 code for a protein of 597 amino acids. Gene Ontology annotation, molecular function: arginine-tRNA ligase activity; ATP binding. The record is from RefSeq and is a predicted model, not a curated record. Lineage: Eukaryota; Viridiplantae; Streptophyta; Magnoliopsida; Fabales; Fabaceae.
AAUGUAGGCCUGAAUAUUGGUCCACGUCAACGACCACAGGCAAAACAGUGUUCGUUAGGGUUAAGGCUGUUUUGGAAGUUCAAAGAAACCCUCACACUUGCCGUUAUCGCGCUCCCAUUUCUAUUUCUUCUCCCUCACUCACCCUUCUCUGCUUCCGAUUCACCGAACCUUGCGAUUUAAGAACCACAAUCCAUUUCCAUUUCCAUGGCGUAUGUUGAAGUAGAUUGUCCGGCUAGUGUUAAGAAGCAGUUGGCGAAGGUGUUUGAGGAGUCUCUCCGGACAACCGUGCCUGAUGAACCCGAUGUUGUGCCUUCUAUUGAUCCUUGCGCUGCCAACAAAGCUGGUGUAAAAUUUGCGGAUUAUCAAUGUAAUAAUGCAAUGGGUCUAUUUGCGAAGAUGAAAGGGAAGCAGACAGGAUUCAAGGGUCCCCAGGCAGUUGGACAGGCCAUACGUAACAAUCUUCCGCAGUCUGAAAUGAUAGAAUCUUGCUCUGUAGCUGGUCCUGGGUUUGUGAAUAUUGUCUUGUCGAAGAAGUGGAUAGCACAGAGGUUAGAGAGGUUGCUGAUUGAUGGUAUUGAUAAGUGGGCACCUCAACUGGGAGUGAAGACAGUUCUGGUUGAUUUUUCCUCACCUAACAUAGCAAAGGAAAUGCAUGUUGGGCACCUGAGAUCUACCAUUAUUGGGGACACAUUAGCUCGCAUGUUUGAAUUUUCACGUGUGGAAACUCUUAUCCGCAGAAAUCAUCUUGGUGACUGGGGGACGCAGUUUGGGAUGCUAAUAGCACACCUCUUUGACACAUAUCCAAAUCCAGAAGAUUUUACUGAAGCAGCUAUUGGGGAUCUUCAGGCAUUCUAUAAGGCCUCCAAAGUGAGGUUUGAUAAUGAUCCAGAAUUUAAGCUGAGGGCACAACAGUCAGUGGUCCAGCUCCAGAGUGGAGAAGAGAAGUAUCACAAUGCAUGGCAGCAAAUUUGUGAUAUUAGUAAGGCUGAAUUUGAAAAGGUCUAUCAACGUCUUGGAGUUCUAUUGGAAGCAAGGGGAGAGAGCUACUAUAAUGAUUUAAUCCCUCCAACUUUGGAGAGAUUGGAUAAAUUAGGACUGAUUGAAGAAGAUGAUGGUGCUCGUGUGAUAUUUGUUGAGGGUGCAAAUAUACCAAUUAUUGCUGUGAAAAGAGAUGGUGGCUUCAACUAUUCAUCAACUGAUCUAGCAGCACUUUGGUAUCGUCUAAAUGUGGAAAACGUUGAGUGGAAUAUAUACGUUACAGAUGUUGGGCAGUGGCAACACUUUGAUAUGGUUUUUAAGGCCUUUAGGCGUGCAGGAUGGCUGCCAAAUGAUGAAAAUGAGUUCCCCAAAUGUACUCAUGUUGGUUUUGGUCUUGUUCUUGGGGAAGAUGGAAAACGAUUUCGGACACGCAGCAGUGAAACUGUUAGAUUGGUUGAGUUGCUUGAUGAAGCCAAAAGGCGCUGUAAAGCUUCCCUCCUCGAGCGUGAUGCUGUUAAAGAUUGGUCUGAGGAAGAGAUUGAAAAAACAGCAGAAGCAGUUGGUUACGGGGCUGUUAAGUAUGCUGACUUGAGGAUCAACAGAUUAACAAAUUACACAUUCAGCUUUGAUCAGAUGCUUAAUGAUAAGGGGAAUACUGCUGUUUAUUUGCAGUAUGCACAUGCUAGGAUCUGUUCUAUUAUGAGGAAAUCUGGUAAAGAUAUAGAAGAAAUAAAGAAAAAUGGGAAUAUAGUGUUGGAUCAUGAAGAUGAACGUGCAUUGGGGCUUCAUUUGAUACAAUUUCCUGAGGUUUUUGAGGAGUCCUUAACUAAUUUGUUGCCCAAUGUGCUGUGUGAAUACCUCUAUAAUUUGACAGAAAUCUUUACAAAAAAAUUUUAUACUAAUUGCCAGGUUGUGGGGUCGCCUGAGGAGACUAGUAGACUCUUGCUAUGUGAAGCAACAGUGACUGUGAUGAGGCAGUGCUUUCAUCUCCUUGGAAUUGAACCUGUAUACAGGCUAUGAGUGUGACCUACUGGAGAGCUUCAAAUGCAAAAUUUUGUAACAGAUUAUUUUUUUCUGCGGAGGUGUAGGAAACUUCUUGUUCUUGCUAAUUAGCUGUUCCCUCAUGUUUAUGAAGGGGAAGUAGGAAAGUAGUGAAUGAGAUGAUUGUAAUUUCCAAGUGUGAAGUUUUAUAGUCUAAUGAUAUUAUUGGACUUUCAUUUAUUUUACAUCAAAUUGAUUCAAGUUAUAUUGAGUUUUA